Molecule: messenger RNA, 446 nt
Organism: Tinamus guttatus (white-throated tinamou)
Lineage: Eukaryota; Metazoa; Chordata; Aves; Tinamiformes; Tinamidae
Source: RefSeq, a predicted model, not a curated record
AUGAGAGAAGUAUUAUUUUGUGUGUGUAUUUAUAUAUGUAUUUUAUAUAUUUCAGAUUCUGCUGUCUCAGGAACCAGCAGAAGACCCGAUACAAACCCAUUUUUAGCACCUCGAUCUGCAGCAGUGCCUCUCAUAACACCUGCUAGUAGUUCUGGACAUCUGCUUAUGAAGCCAAUUUCUGAUGCUUUACCCACCUUUACACCACUGCCAGUGUCCCCUGAUGCCAGUGCUGGUGCUGUAUUAAAAGACCUUCUAAAACAAUAGAUGAUCUUGAAGCCAAUAUAAUGAUAUUAGCACUUUAAGAAAAAUGAGAACACUAUGUUGUAUAUAAUAUACCACAAAGGGGCCUUUUUGUAAAAAGUUGUGUACUUGUUUGCAAUUUGACUUUGUUUUUCUUUUCAUUAUGAACUAACCAGCGCUUUGGAAAUUCUGAUGAUUGCAUGAGU